Molecule: messenger RNA, 1164 nt
Organism: Corylus avellana
Lineage: Eukaryota; Viridiplantae; Streptophyta; Magnoliopsida; Fagales; Betulaceae
Gene: NAS4
Product: nicotianamine synthase 4
Biological process (GO): nicotianamine biosynthetic process
Molecular function (GO): nicotianamine synthase activity
Source: RefSeq, a predicted model, not a curated record
UACCUUGGAGAAUCCCCCCCUCUCAUUGUGUCGACAUGGGUUGCCAGGAAGAGCCUUUGGUUCAAAAAGUGUGUGAUUUGUAUAUGCAAAUCUCUGGCCUUGAGAGCCUCAAACCCUCCAAAGAUGUCAACAUGAUCUUCACACAACUUGUUCUCACAUGCAUGCCACCCAGCCCAAUUGAUGUAACCAAGCUGUGCAAAAGGGUGCAAGAAAUGAGGUCAAAGCUGAUAAGGCUCUGUGGGGAGGCAGAGGGGCUUUUGGAGACUCAUUUCUCUACCAUCUUAGCCUCUUAUGAAAACCCACUUGACAAUCUCACUAUUUUCCCUUACUAUUCUAAUUACCUCAAGCUUAGCCUCCUUGAGUUCACCAUCCUUUCCCAACACUUGCAAAAUGCUCCUACCAAAAUUGCCUUUGUGGGUUCUGGUCCCCUUCCCCUCACCUCAAUUGUUUUGGCCUCCAAUCACCUCACACACACCUCCUUUCACAACUAUGAUAUUGACCCUUUAGCCAAUUCAAUGGCUGUUGCCUUGGUUUCAUCUCACCCUGACUUGUCAAACAGAAUGUUCUUCCACACUCAGGAUAUAAUGAAUGUAACAAAUGCUUUGAAAGAUUAUGAGGUUGUUUUCUUGGCAGCUCUUGUUGGGAUGGACAAGGAGGACAAGGUUCGAGUCAUCGAUCAUUUGGCUAAGUACAUGGCUCCUGGAGCUCUUCUGAUGCUGAGGAGUGCUCAUGGGGCUCGAGCUUUUCUCUAUCCUGUGGUUGAUCCUUGUGACCUUCGUGGAUUUGAUGUUCUUUCUGUUGUUCAUCCCACUGAUGAGGUCAUCAACUCUGUUGUCAUUGCACGCAAGUAUUCAGUGCCUAAUAUGCACUCUUUUGAUCAGCAGGGUCUUGGCCAUGGCCCCAUAAUUCUGCCCACCAAGUGUUCUGAAAUCCAAGCCUUCGAUCCCUUCAACCAUGGCAACAUGAUUGAGGAAUUGGCUGUUGAGGAGCAACUCUCCUAAACUCUGUCUUUUCUUCACCAACAUGACUGACCUCUAUGAUGAUGAUCAGUCAUGUAAUGCCUUUUCUUUUGUUUUUUUCUUCAUAUGUCACUGCUGCGUGUUUAACAUGUUUUCAUUUUGUGUUGUUGCAUCUUCAAAUAAAAAGGCUUCAAUGUUUCAAUAA